ACUCGUCUUUUUCUUCGCUUUUAUGUAAAAAGCCGCUCCAACGGGCUCUGUAGCAUCUGUAUUCAGAUCUGCCGGCGCUUUGUGUCCGUGUGCAGUCGUGGCAGGCUGUGAUCCGUCUGCAGUCCAUGCUGUUUAAUACAUAACACAACACGCAGCAUCACGUGUGCGCGGCAGCUGUCGGGACAACACCGUGCCCUGUUGGGUUUAUGCAACUUUAUGCAAUGGUUUCAGUCUCGUGCAGCAUAAACACACAAAGAUCCACUACACUCUUUAGCAAUGCUUCGCAUCACCUCUGCCACCCUGUACACCUGCUCACAGAGGGUGAGGCUGCUCCUACCUCCUUCAGCCUCCACCUCCACUGAUACCUCUCCCAGCAAAAGAGUGGAAAACCAGCGCACAGUGGACUCCCUUUAUGAUCUUUCAGUGGACAUUCGAAAGGUCCGCAAGUUCAGAGGCUGGGUUCUGUCUGAGUGCUCUGCGUAUGUCUCUGAGACCGCUGACCUGCUGAGAGACAUGGGUGCAGACACAACGGCUAUCGCCCACAUCCUGGAAACUCACCCUGAGGCUAUCCUGUGUCGCCCAGAGGACGUCGCCACGCAGCGAGACCUCUGGUUGUCUGUCUGUCCCAGCAAACGUCAGUUGAUGAACAUCAUUGAAAAGUUCCCAGCCUCCUUUUUUACACUUACUCACCACGGUAACCAGCAGGCCAACAUCCUGUACCUCCAGAACCUUCGCCUUAGCAAGAGGAUCAUUAGCAAGCUGAUGGCCAGUGCCCCGCAGAGCUUCAGUCAGCCUGUGGAGCGCAACCAGGAGGUCAUCCACACGCUGAGGGAGAUCUACCUCGACCUGGGUGGAGAGGAGAGGAACCUACGUGUCUGGCUGCAGAAGCUUCUCAGCCAGAACCCUUACAUUCUGCUGCGACCAGCUGAGGCUUGGAGGGACAGUCUGGGCUUCCUGAGGGAGAAGGGGUUCACCACAGAGGAGCUCCUCAGCCUGGUCUCCAGCCUCAGAGCCUCCAUCGCAGAGCUGAAGCCUGAGGACAUGCAACGGGCGAUGGACUACAUCGAAGCGGCUCUCUGCUGCUCUAAAGACGAACUUAAGCAAGUAGUGAUCCGCUGCCCUGCCGUCUUGUACUACUCCUUGCCCACCUUAUUGGGGCGGUUUCAGGGGCUGAUGGAUGCGGGAGUGACGAUGGAUCAGGUGAAGGAAUCUCCAAAUGUACUCGAGCUCACCACGCAGCUCGUGCUGUAUCGUAUCCAGAAACUAGCCUCCUACGGAUACGACAUUCGCUCCGGCAGCCUGGCCGUUAUUGUGGGAACAAAGAAGGACUUUGAGGCGAGUUAUGGCAAGCUGCAGCUCAGGCAGCAGAGGCCGCUCUUCAACCCUGUGGCUCCUCUGAAAUCUGCUGAGGAUUGAGUGUCGGUGCGCACCUUGUUAUGAAAUGUGGUUUACUGCUUCAGCUUUGUGCAAGGAAAAUAAGAAAAGCCAGGCAAAUUAAAAUCCCACAAAAGGCUGAAGACUGUUCAGGAAAUAUGACACUAUCUGUAAAAGUUUCCAGUUUGGGAAGUGCCUGUUGUGUGUGUGAAACAGCUGCUUUUCUUCUCUGAGAGAAGACUUUAACUGCAGCACAGAGUCUGUAUGGUUUUUAAUCCUCAGCUGUAAAAGGCUGAUGCAAGUUUGUGAAUGUAAUAACUCAAGAACGAGGCCAAGUAGGAGCUUCAAAUCGAUACUAUUCAGUGGCCUCAAGGUUAGAGGUCAAAUUUUCUGAAAAUCUUGUGAAUGCAAUAACUUGAGAACAAGGCGAUGUAGGAUUUUGAAAUAGAUAUCACAGGUGUGUCUCCUUUGGAGGAUAUGUGUGAUAGGUGGUGUAGUAGUUAAGUAUGGUGACAGAUUCUUUGCCUUAACAGAAGACCAUUCAUUUUUCUCUGGCCAAACAAAACCAUUUUAUGCAUGAGAAAAUAAAUUAUUUAAAAAGUGUUUUUACUAUUUUGUUGAUUUAUUUAUUUAUUUAUUUUUAUCUUUUUGCUCUUUUGAGGGAAGGCCAAGACUUCUUUUUUUCUUUAAUUGUUCAUUGAUAGUGAAGCACAGGCCGUGGCAUGCAGGCCUACCAGGUACCGCUGGUACCAUUUGACAACCAGUGGAAAAAGAAAGGGAGGGUGGGACAUGGAAGUGAGGAUAAAAGGUUGUAUGCUUGUUUGGAAAAUCAAGCAUUUUCAUUGUGGCUGUAAGGGGAGUGGUCAGGAUGUGGUCCACCUUGUGAUAUUUGGAUAAAUUACCUCCAAGAUUAAAACAGCAUUAGAUGGACAUUGAAGCCAACAUCAGAUGGUCUUUAACCUGCCAGCUCACUAAUACAAAGUCCACAGUGGUUGCACUGAUAUGCACCAGUGUGAGUGUAGAGAAAGUGGUAGUCCAGUGUAUUCACCUCUCCUGCUGUGAGACUACACUUAUGCCCUAUGCAGUGUCUGGGCCGCAGGUUCAGUAGGUCAGACUUUUACUGGCUACCAAAUAAAGCCACAUAUAAAUCUAAUACUGUACCUGUAGUGAGAACAUUGACAAAGUACACUCACUGGCCACUUUAUUGGGUACACCAAACAAACAAACAAAACCCCCCAAAAACCCAACAGCAGCCAACAUGUCUUAAUACUCUUUAUCAAUUAUGGAUCCCCAACCUCCUCUUAUAACAACUAUGCACGGUGCUGAGUCUGCAUAAUAAAUGGUUUGAAAAACGUUAAUAUAAUAAUGUAAAACAGCUCUAUUACCGGGUUGCUUUGUGUACAGGUCUAUGAAGUGGCAGGGGGAUUUUUCCAUUGUCUGUACUGAAUAAUGCUACUUUAAUUGCUCUACGUGGUCGAGACUGAAAUGUUGUGCCUGUUUGUCAUCUUCUGCUUCGCCGCAAAUAGUUAUUUAACUUGUUUAAUGACUGAGCCUCAGGUUUGAUAACUAAAGGCAUCACACUAAAGCCGGUGGAAUAUAUUAAGAUCUCUAAAAUUAUUCUUAGACACUACAAUAGGUCAUCCAGCCAAUUGCGUUGCUUUUGAAGGUACCAUUGUAAUGUGUAUCAACUUGAAUGAAAACCUACAAAUCUAGAAAGGGCUGAUUACAUUUGGAAACUGCAAAUUUUUCUCAAAGAUUGAACUCUGACUUUUGAGUUACAAAGAAAAGACUGAAACUAUUUGUAUAUUUGAAGCUGUUUUAAUUAAACAAGCACAUUGAGAAGGAACAAGAAGCAAGUGAAGCAUUUCUCUCCAGUGGUACAUUUAUUAGGGAGUAUAUGGGUGGUGGGGUGGCACACCAGGAAUAUGCAGGCUCUGUAGUCCUCUCACCUUUUCUCAAUAAACACAGACGAGGGCAAUAACAUGAUGGUUUGUGUCAUAUAGAAGUUUGAAGGAAUAAAACGAGUCCACUAGUACUGAAACACAGAAAGGAUUUUUGCUGAUAUUUACACUCAAUGGGCUCAAUGUGGAAAAACUUUAAAAACUCGGGUGCAUUAGCAGACAUUUCUGACCAUUUAUGUUUUAAUGGAAGGUCUAAAAAUGCAUUUCUUUUUAUUGAAAAUUUCCCCAAAAGAACGAUCAAUCCACAAUGAAUUCUCAUAUCAAAAAUAUAUCAACGGGUCUAUGGCUACACAAAGAGAGAAAACACACAUACAAUAUCCAAAUAUGUACACGUUGUAUGUGAGCUGCUUUUAGCAAAUUCAUUAUAUACACAAAGACUUUAGUCUCGGCAUUAUUAACCCAAACAGGAGCACAGUGUAACAUCACUGGCUGGCCCACACUGUAAUAAUAUUCAGUCCGAUUAAGUUGAGAAACAUGUUUUGUGACAGGUGGGGAUGCCCGUCCUGAAGGUGUGUUCGUGCAUUGUAGUGCUGUAAGAAAUAUUUGAGUCUAUUUUAGCGUCCGUUUAGUUUUGGCUGUGUUCUCGAUAUGAUUGAAACACCUGCAACAGAAGAAAGAACAAUAAGUGGCAUGUUCAGACAGUUCUGAAAAUACAUUUAACUCCUUCAGUGCUGACUUUUUCAGCGCACUGAAAAACAUUCCAACAUUACAUCUUAAGGAAAACAAAACAUUGAGAAUCUGACCUACAACUUUUCCUGUCACAUGACCUGAGGUGAGUGAGGGUAAUCUGCUGAAAUUAGGUGCUUUGAGACCAUACAAAUAUUUACUGCAUUACAGGAACUCUGAGUGAAGUAGGUGUACUGUUACUGGUCCAGAUGUGUGUCUGCUGUUUGAUCAACGAAUGAACGGAACACUGGGAAUCCGGCAUUUAAAGAACAUAAACACUGAUAAAAAAAAAAUCAGCCAUGUCAACAAACACUCAACUAUCUUCCUCUCAUCUGAACUCACAAUCACAAUGGUUGCAGCUGUUUCAGUUAAAUCCACAGCAAAGCAAAACAUAAAAUAAAGAGGCUGAAACAUGACUACAAGGAAAUGAAAGCAACAUGAGGUGGUGCUGCAUUUAAACCUCUGGCUGGCAAUUACAUCACUUCAGAGUUCCUCUUAACAGUGGUUAGUAAACUGCUAUUAAUUACUGACUUAAAAUUUGUGUAUCUCAUUGUGUGGAUAUUGUGGAUUAUAAAGGCAGGAACGGCUGAUAAAAACACUGAAAAGGUUUGGCUCAUGCCUGCCUUGUUCAGAUGGUUUCUACUGGCAGAAGCAGUGAAAACAAGGACUGACAGUCAGUACGUUUCACCGUAUUAUUAAAAACAAGGAAUAAAAUUCCUAUUUCUGACCCACCUCUCUGAAUGCUGCUCACUAAAGUACAUCUUGUAUGUGUUUUAUAUAAUAAUAAUAAUAAUAAUAAUAAUAAUGUGUGAGACUGCAACUGACCUCUUUAGUGGAUGCUCUGUCUCUGGACUUUGGAACUUUUGCUAUUCCCAGAGUCCUCACUGUGUCGUUUGCCACUGGUCUGAGUGGUGGGGUGGUGUUCAGGCCCUAAAAAAACAUAAGAGCACAUUUCAAUAAACCAUGAAACUAUAAAUUUCGACUAAAUACAAAAACAUGGCUUAAAAUGAAAACACUCUUUUAGGGGUGGCGUGCAGUGAUGGUCAAACACAGGACUGGGACUCAAGUUUUUCAACCAGUUAAGAAAGAUUAAUAAAAGAAAUCAUCAUCAAUCAGUGAAAUGUUUCACUCGCACCUUUUUGAAUUACAGGACCAGGAUUCUGCUGCGUGCCUUGAGUGUAACACAUCAUACUGGUACUGGCAGCGUAACCUGGAACUUCAAUUAAGAUUCAAGGAUUAGCAGCGAAACACUGAAGAAGAUGCAUGAAAGGAUGCAGUUAAUGCAUGAAGCACAUAAAGUACGCAAAACUCGUUCCACUUGGGGACCGGUUUCAUAUUGUCCAAUCAACUGGAAUCCUUUUUUGUUUUUUU
Molecule: messenger RNA, 5372 nt
Organism: Haplochromis burtoni (Burton's mouthbrooder)
Lineage: Eukaryota; Metazoa; Chordata; Actinopteri; Cichliformes; Cichlidae
Product: transcription termination factor 2, mitochondrial
Exons: 2
Coding region: 277-1416 (379 amino acids)
Biological process (GO): termination of mitochondrial transcription; regulation of DNA-templated transcription
Cellular component (GO): mitochondrial matrix
Molecular function (GO): double-stranded DNA binding
Source: RefSeq, a predicted model, not a curated record